This is a messenger RNA of Owenia fusiformis, 2251 nucleotides long. The record is from the annotation of a GenBank genome assembly. NCBI's taxonomy places the organism in Eukaryota, Metazoa, Annelida, Polychaeta, Sabellida, Oweniidae.
AAUGGACUUCUAUCCCUGAAACAGAUAUAAACAACCUUGAGAGAGUCCCUGUUUAUCAUGAAAGUUAAGUAAGUUUUGCUGUGCCGAAUACUUUGAGCUUCACUAUACAUCUGAACAGCCAUGAGGAAUUUACUACAUGUUCUGUGUUUCAUCUCUGGAUUGUUCAUUCAAGGUGGGGCUUUCCCUUUUGGCGCACCUUUCAAAUCAUGCGCUAUCAUCUUCCCGAAGCACAAAGGUGCCGAGAGACAGACUACCGAUGCUCCAUACACCAUCACUGUGUCUCCUACGUCAUAUAGCCCUGGCCAAGAUCUCACAGUGACGAUGUGGUCGAAAGAUGCACUAGCCUUCCGUGGGUUUCAGAUCAGAAGUCAGAGAGUGAAUGGGGAUAAAGAGGAGAUUGUUGGAGGGUUCACGAACUUCCCAAAUGAUGUUAAACCGCAGACAUGGUAUCCCAAAGGAGAUAACAAGAACUGCCUAACCCAUAUGAACAAUGAACCAAAAUAUAACCUAACAUUCACCUGGAAAGCACCUGCUACAUCUGUUGGAGAUAUCCAUUUCAGUGCAACAUUCAUCCAAUCAUAUGCUGUCUUCUGGUAUGAUGUCAAGAGUUCUGUUGUCAAGGCAAUGGUACCAGAUGCCUCUGCGGAGUUUCUGGGAGAGGUGAAACCUAAUUUGAGUGCAGUAAUCACAGCAGAUGGUUGUGGCGAAACGAAAGGCUGUUUAAUGUCACCUCGUUAUUGCUUCUACGAUUGUGACUUUUUGGUCACUUACAAAGUUGACGGAGACUUCAUUGAUUUUGAAAUGAAAGGAAAAGCUGAUCAUUUCAUGUCAUUGGCCUUUAGUGAUGAUGUUAGAAUGGGUAACGACUCCACUCUGACCUGUCUAACUGCACCUUGGCUAUCAACAGUACAGCUUGGGUACAAUCCACCCAAUCCCAAGACAAAUGACAAACACAGAAUAACUGGAAUCACAAAUGCUGAGGCAGAAAAGCAAAGAGAUCAUGUGACAUGUAGAUUCAGGAGACCCCGUAGUAUGAAUGUCACAUGGAUAAGUAACGAUAAGACGACCCCUGCUACCACCACAGAGGUGACCUUUGACCUCCUCAGUGACACCUGGCAUCUCUUCAUUGCAUAUGGGGAUGCCUACGAUGGCACAGAUGUUGGCCACAAACAUGGCCCUCUUCCUCUCAUUACACAUGACAAGGUGGACCUUCAGCAGAAAACAUUGGUUUAUGCUUACUCCCUUCCAAGAGAAGUGCAAGCCCAUGGUGCCAUGAUGAUAAUAGCGUGGGUCCUUUGUGCUGGGGUAUCUAUUAUUUUCGCACGUAGCUUCAAAAAUUUAGGAGAUGACAAAAUGUAUUGUGGCGCAAAACUUUGGUUCCAACUGCAUAGAAUAUUAGCUGUUCUUGCAUUCCUGUUGACUGUUGGGGCGUUUGUGAUAAUAUUUGUAUAUAAGAAAGAAUUUGUGAAGGAUGGUAGAACUCAGAUCCAUGCAGGUCUCGGAAUCGCAGUCCAGACACUGGUGUUGCUACAGGUUGUCAUGGGAACACUAAGACCAGGACCAGAUUCAAAGUUCCGGCCAGCCUUCAACACAGUACAUAGCAUCAAUGGAGGGCUUUGCUGGGCACUUGCAGCGUCCACAAUGAUCAAUGCCUUCACAAAUAUUAGUAUUCUGCCAGGCAACUUGAAGUUUGUCAACCUCAUAGUUAUCAGUGUCGCUGUUGGUCUUCAAGUCUUGUGGGAUAUUGGAUUUGCUAUAAAUAAGUACAAAAAAGACAAAGAAGGGUCUGAAGACAAGUGUUCCUCAUAUAACCUACAGACAAUCAGUGUUAAUGUGAGCUCCAAGGAGGUGGAGAAGAGAGCAGAGAGGAGAAUGAGUGUGGCUGAGAGAGGCUGUCUAAUGCUAUAUAUGCUCUCUACAGUUAUGUUGACGGUGAUGGGGGUCACUUUCAUAUUCAUGUACUGAUCCAGCUAGCACAUAUAGGACUUUAUGGAAAGCUACAGAUAAGCAUUAAGAGCUCAUCUUAUGUGAGCUUACACGGGUAACCUGAGAUAAUUAUAGAAAAGUUAUAUGAACAUGUUUUCUGUAAAUAGUUUUGACUUGAUUAAUUGUGUUGUACUAUUGCAAAAAUUACAAAAUGUAAAUGAGCUAAAAACUAAAUCAAUAAAUGAAUAAAACACGAUACAACCCAUUUUUAACAUUUGAGUCCAUCUUUGGGGCUUUAAUAAGUUAAUAGGGAGUUUAAGCUUGC